Messenger RNA from Plasmodium berghei ANKA, 1503 nucleotides. Its product is annotated as 26S proteasome regulatory subunit RPN3, putative. Bases 1 to 1503 code for a protein of 500 amino acids. The record is from RefSeq and is a predicted model, not a curated record. Gene Ontology annotation, molecular function: enzyme regulator activity. Gene Ontology annotation, biological process: regulation of protein catabolic process; ubiquitin-dependent protein catabolic process. Lineage: Eukaryota; Apicomplexa; Aconoidasida; Haemosporida; Plasmodiidae. The transcript has 2 exons. Gene Ontology annotation, cellular component: proteasome regulatory particle, lid subcomplex; proteasome complex.
AUGAAAGAAAAAACAAAAAAAAACGAGUGUACAGAACAGAAUGAAAAUAUAAAGGAAUAUGAUGAAAAAAUAAACACAUUUGUUAGUAACUUAUUAGCAAGUAUAAAUUAUAUCAACAAUGCAAUAUUGUAUAGAGACAACAGAUUUAUAUUACGGAUGUUAAAAUAUAUAAAAAAUAUGCGCUUAAAUAUAAAAAAUGACAGUGAAAAUUUAAUGCCAAUUUUAGUAAGUUUGAUAAAUAAAAUAUUUAAAGAUACAUAUCCAAUAUAUACAAUAUUAAAUAAAUAUAUAAAUAUGUAUAAUGAAAAUAAUAAACAAAAUAUAACAGAAAUUACAACCCUGAAUGAUAAAACUUAUGCAAAUUCUUUACCAGAAAUAGAAGUAUUUUUUUAUAUUUUAUUUAUGGUCCAUUUAAUAGACAAAAAAUUAUAUGACGAAUGUAUUGAAUUAUCUAAUUUAAUAGUAAAAAGAGUAAAUAAAUUAAAUCGAAGGUCUUUAGAUUUUAUAAAUGCAAAAGUAUAUUUCUAUUAUUCUUGGGUACAUGAAUUAAGAGGAAAUAUAUCACAAGUUAGACAAGAUUUGUUAUUUAUAUAUAGAAAUGCAUGCUUACAUCGGGAUAUUAUGACUCAAACAGUUGUCUUAAAUUUAAUAUUAAGAGAUUAUAUAAAAAAUAAUUUAUAUGAUAUGGCUGUUAAAUUUGUUAGUAAAACUAUAUUUCCUGAAAACAUGUUAUCAAAUGUUCAACAUGCCAGAUAUUUAUAUUAUAUUGGAAAAAUAUUAGCUAUACAAUUAGACUAUAGUGAAUCACAUAGUAAAAUUACGCAAGCUUUAAGAAAAGCUCCACAAAACAUUAAUGUUGCAAAAGGGUUUAAACUUGAAGUUACAAAACUCGAAAUAAUUGUUGAGUUGCUUAUGGGGGAUAUACCAGAUCGAUCAUUAUUUACUAAUAAAAUUAUGAGAAAUAAAUUAAUUCCUUAUAAACAUGUUGUUACCGCUGUUAGAAAUGGAGAUAUAAAUAAAUUUGCAAAUGUUAUGAAUAAUUAUAAAAAAUUAUUUGUUAAAGAUGGUGUUUAUUUGUUAAUCAAGCGGAUACAUCACAACGUUAUUAAAACGGCCCUUAGAAUAAUAAACCUUUCCUAUUCCCGUAUAUCUAUCACUGACAUUGGGAAAAAAAUCGGAGUAGAGUCCCCUAUGGAUAUUGUAGGAAUAACUGCAAAGGCAAUUCAUGAUGGAGUGAUAGGAGCAACAAUUGAUUAUGACAAUCUAUAUGUUGAGUCAAAACCAAACAUCGAUAUUUACAUCACAGGGGAUCCUAUGAAAGCAUUUCAUAAAAGAAUUGCAUUUUGUUUACAACUUUAUUCAGAUGCAGUAAAGGCCAUGCAAUAUCCUGAUGAAAAUGAAAAAACAGAAAAUGUAGAAGCAAAGGAAAGGAAAAUUCGACAACAAGAAGAAUUUGCUCAAGCAGAAGAAGGUGAACUUGGUGAUGAUACUGAUUUGUUAUAA